This is a messenger RNA of Haemonchus placei, 819 nucleotides long. The record is from the annotation of a GenBank genome assembly. NCBI's taxonomy places the organism in Eukaryota, Metazoa, Nematoda, Chromadorea, Rhabditida, Trichostrongylidae.
AUGGGUCCCCAUCGAAUGCUGUACGCUGCAUUAUGCAGAUUCGGUGACAAAGUGGUCUAUCCGAUUCUGCCGGCAUUCGCUAAACCCGCUUGGAAUCAUCCCGCUGGGCCAAAAACCGUUUUCUUCUGGGCACCGACCAUCAAAUGGGCUCUCGUAGGGGCUGGACUGGCCGAUCUUGCGCGUCCUGCUCACAAACUGUCGCCCUAUCAGAAUACGGCUAUUUGCGCAACGGGUGCCAUAUGGACUCGAUACUGUCUAGUGAUAACACCUAUCAACUACUAUCUAAGUAGUGUGAACUUCUUUGUUAUGUGUAGUGGAUUGGUGCAAUUGUGCCGGAUCGCCCACUAUAGAUACACCAAUCCUGACUGGGAGCAGCAACAAAAGACAAUAGUUUUGUUACAAAGUCCGAAAGCAUUCCUCAGAAAACUAGAGGGAAUGGAUUUCACUAACACCGGCGCCUACUGGAUGCUACCUCACAAGGCUCUCUAUCGGGUUUUGUGCAAGAUUGGAGAUAGUGUUGUCUAUCCUAUUCUGCCCCCAUUCCUCAAACCGGUGUGGAACCAUCCAGCUGGACCGAAGACCGUUUUCUUUUGGGGCCCCACAAUCAAGUGGGGUCUCGUCAUAGCAGGUAUCGCCGACCUUUCUCGACCGCCAGAGAAACUAUCUGUCUCUCAGAACGUCGCCCUUGCCAUAACAGGAGCAAUUUGGACACGAUACAGUUUUGUGAUCAUCCCAAUCAACUACAAUUUAGCCAGCGUUAAUUUCUUUGUAAUGUGCUCUGGUUUGACACAACUCGCUCGGAUUGCACAAUACAGGUAA